GGUAAUUGCCCCGGCGCUAAAACUGAAAUAGCGCUGCCCCCAGCUAGCUGGCCGCUGGAUCCUUGCUUGCCUGGCAGCCGGCGUGGGGCCGGGCGCGGCGCGGCCGGAGCAUGCAACGCAGCGCGGCGGCAUGCAAGUGACAUACAAGUACGGUUAUCAGGUCCACUGAUCAGGUGUUACACUUUCAUCAGUCUUCAAAGUGUGAAUUCAUUGUUUUUUAAACAGCUUUACGUGGAACCUUAAAGCAUCAAGUUCCAAGGCAAGGGGGUAUAAAGAAUACGGCUAGAGGGUUCUAUUUUCCUAAUAUCUGAGGAGAGAUAAAGCACUCAACAUGUCAAAGAGAACAUCGAGCACAAGCAAGAAGAAAUCCAAGCAACGGAAGAUUUCAAGCUCCAGUAUCCGCAGUGACAGCCCCAUUGUUAAAACAGCUGCAAAUCUUAGUCAGAUUUCUAAGCCUCAAAAGAAGAAAGCACUAAAUGAAGGUGAUAUGUUCAAGGAACGAACAGUAUCUGCAAGAACCUUCUCACGUUGGAAACCCAUUAGUAAAUCAUCCCAGGCAUUGCUUGUUCAAACAAUCGAUAGUGCCAUUGUGUCUGUUUUGUCUGAGACAAGUUCUGUGGCUUACGCCGAUGUACAAGGCGUUCUAAAUAGGCUGAAAAAGAGGAUACUUGACAAGGCUUGGAAUCUGAAGGCACCUGUAACUAAACGCCCAAAUUUCAACACGUUGGAGGCUGCUUGUAGAAAGAUAGAAAGUGAAGCUCUAGAAGCAUCGAAUCAAGAGGAACUCCUGUCUGAAAUGGUGGAGCAAAUGACAAGGACGGUGCAAGAAAAGGAGGAAAUCUUAGAGAAGCUUGACAAAGGCAGCAGUGAAGCAAGAAAGGAGAAAUCUUGAUUUGAUGAGAGAGGGAGAGAUUAUAUUCGGUUUGAGAUAUGAUUACUAGUAUGGGAAAGGGAUCAUUGGGGCCCUGUUUCUUGAAGCUAAUGUCAAAGGAAUGUCCAAGCUUCUGUUACUAGGGGGUCAUGGAAUUUUAUUGGUCAAGAUUGCAUUUUACAUUGAUGUAAAUUAGCAUUAAGUGGUUGAUUACAAGUUCAAUGAAACAUGGCCCCAUUAUAAGAAUUGAGACUGAUUCUUAUUUAAAACUUGAUCGAAACCCAUUCCUUAUUACUUGCAAGUGCACAGUUAAGAUUGAUUUUGUGUUGUGAUUGAUAAGAAUGACCAAUAACUAUCAAUGACUUUUCAAAGACAUGCACUGUUUUAAUGCUACAUAUCUGCUGUGUACAGUAGGUGCAUGAUAUUAAUUACUGAAAGCAGAUUGACUCUAUGAACUCAAUUAUUUCCAUCAAGAUAUUAUUAUAUAUUUCUUGUUUGAUUAAAAAGUGCAUGAGCUGUUUGAGCAUAUUGCCAUGGCAACUGCAUUGUGAGAGUUAAAAGCAGAUGGGCUAUAGUUUGGACAAAAUGAAACAAACAAUGAGAGAGAGAUGCAUAAUCUUGAAAACUGCAACGAGUUGCAAUCUUCAUACCAAUUGGGAUGUAAAGUUGGCCAUGUGGGUAAUAUUAGCAUGGAGCGUUGUGGCCCAGUGGAUUAGUCUCUGGACUUUGAAACAGAGGGUUGUGGGUUCGAAUCCCAGCCAUAGGGUAAUUUCCUUCGGCAAGAAAUUUAUCCACAUUGUGCUGCACUCGACCCAGGUGAGGUGAAUGGGUACCCGGUAGGAUUUAUUCCUUGAACGCUUUAGCGCCUAUUAAUAUGGCGGCUCAGCUACAGCCAGGGUAAUAAUAUGAUACCAAGUAUUAAAGCGCAGUUGAGUAUAUGCACAUAGUAACUGCACUAUAUAAAUGGACAUAUUAUUAUAUUGUUGUCUUGUAAGGCUGAGGGAACUCCUCCAUUUGCCCCAAGACACAACAUGACUUGUCUUUGUCAAAUUUCACACAGGCCGAGAAAGGUUUAGUGAUCUUUAUUGUCACCAGUCAUGCAUGAUAUCAUUUGUAACUUACAACUUCAUGAAAUGCUGCCUAGGUCUGUUUAUUUUUCCUUUCCUUUCUCCCCCCCCCCCCCAUCUUUCAGGGUUUAGAGUCUUCCUUUCACACAAAGUCACUGACUGUCAAUUGAAGAUCUUAGGGCAUAAUAUGGAGAAAAAGAUCAGUGCAAUGCAUGUGGGACCAAAGUAAAUAUGAUGUUCUUCUAUUCUGUAUUCAGGAAAUAAUUUUCCUGGUAUUGCAUCGCAAUUUGCUCCACAUUUUUGAAAGACUGCUAUGCAUGAAGUCUUUUGUAUAGCAUAUUUUUACAUAGGACUGUACAUUUCUUAGUCGAGAGCUUUUCUCUCAUGACCAAAAAUUCUGUUCAAAUUUGUAAUGCAAAGUUAUUCCCUGGUAUUCUUUCAGAAUUUAAUAGAGCAUUUCAGAUGAAAUCUCCAGAUAUUUUGUGUAAAUCUGUCCAUAUGUUUGUAAAUAUGUGAAUAUAUUAUUUGUGGAUUUUGUAUAUUAAAGAUGAAACUGAAAUGACA
Molecule: messenger RNA, 2502 nt
Organism: Lytechinus pictus (painted urchin)
Lineage: Eukaryota; Metazoa; Echinodermata; Echinoidea; Temnopleuroida; Toxopneustidae
Exons: 8
Coding region: 332-892 (186 amino acids)
Cellular component (GO): nucleus
Source: RefSeq, a predicted model, not a curated record